AUGUAUAUCUCGAACGCUCUGCUGAUUGCCUGCGCGGCCUACGCACCAUUUGCUACCGCAGCGGUGCAGGCCAUACCUGCCGCCGCUGCCAUCACAACGAGCGCUGCCUAUCCCGAAGUUUCCUCUACGACGCCCACACUGGCUUCCACCUCGACUACUUCGUCCCCACUUAUUUUAAGAAGCAGCAACAUCGACGCGACUGCCACUACCGCCAGCUCGGAGGUUCACUCCGCAAGUUUGUCGAAUCUCUCCAGCCACACGCCAACUUUUAGCCGUCACUUCGCCAGCUCUGCUAUCGCCAGCUCCGUGCGUGCUAGCUCUUCUGUGGCCGCCAGCCCUUCCUUCACUAGGUCCUAUAUCACCAAGACCACCACCCUUCCCACUCAAGGUGCUUCCGCCGACACAAAAUCUGAAUCCGGAUCCUCUACUUCCGCCGACGCAGCCGAGGCGACUGAGACCAGCGCUGCGGUCCCAUCCACCAAAUUAUCGAGCGGCCUUGCCGCUGGUGUCUUGGCUGCCGUUGUGUCUCGUCCUCUGCUUGAACACAAAUGGCCUCUCAUUCCCUCUGACAGGGGGUACUAG
This is a messenger RNA of Aspergillus aculeatinus CBS 121060, 582 nucleotides long. Its product is annotated as putative extracellular serine-rich protein. The record is from RefSeq and is a predicted model, not a curated record. The transcript has 2 exons. Bases 1 to 582 code for a protein of 193 amino acids. Lineage: Eukaryota; Fungi; Ascomycota; Eurotiomycetes; Eurotiales; Aspergillaceae.